AUGAUGAACACCACCACUACUUCCCUUCAACAACCUUCUCCCGUUCACACAGACAACUACAAACAUCUUCUCAAAAAGAAAUCAGUCGUCUAUGACAAGGAGGGUAAUGCGUACAAAAAAAAGUUGAGAAAGAUUUUCAUUGGUCAAGAUCUACAACCUCAACAACAUCCACAACAAUACUUGUAUCUGCAGGGUGGUCCCACCUCUGCAGAACAGGAUAUAUCCACUAGUAAUAGUGCAGCUCAAUCAUCUUCAGCCCCGCAAUCAUCAACAACGACCAGGGAUCAUCAUGAUUCAAUCAUCACAAAUACCUUAAUUCAUACGGAACAAUCAGCAACAAACUUUGUUUGUGCCUCAUCAUCAUCCAAAGAUAUUCAUCAGGAAGGCAUUAGAAUUAAUAACACUACUUGCCCCAAACCUUUUUAUAGUGUUGGAGAUGCGGUCCGAUUCCGUGAACACUCCCAAUUAGUAACACAAAUUGGCUUUGUUUAUCACAAGAAAGCCUCAUCUCUUCAUGAGAAGGAACGAGUUCCGAAAUGUGUCGUUUACAUGUUGAGCAAUGAGAAGUAUUGGGUUCUUGAGUGGCUCUUGAUGAAAGAGAAUAACAUUGAGGUUGGCGCGAGAGUGUUUGAGGGUAAAACAGACAGCAUGUCCUCUUCGUCAUUGUUGAAUUCAACCGGAGCGAGAACAGGUGAACAAGCACGUUCGGCCGAGCAUGACACUACAUUGGACAAUACAUUGUUGAAUAAUAAUAGCAAUCAACCACACAUGAACCAACAACACUCUGUGGCCGAAGGAACCAAUAGUACACCAUCCGAUUUCAAUAAGGGUGAAUCCAUUCAUGGUCACUGCAUGCAGCAACAAGAUGCGUGUAACCAUAGUACCAUUACAUCUCGUUUCAAUGCGCUGCACCAACAAUCCUCAAACAAACUCGCUCAUGGUGGUCAACAACCUCAUUCCACACAACUCUCUCCAUUCUCUCACGGGAUCGCAAAAAGCUUAAUUCACACGUUAACAACUGCACAUGGCUGCAAUUCACUGAUGCAUCAGAAAUCCAACCACAACUUGUGCACUCCUGCAUCACUUCAGCAAUUAAUUACACUAUUUCAACCCAAGAAGAGCCAGAACUCAAAUUAUGCUAUGGUUACGAAUGUUGAUAAUAAUAAUAAGGAGAAGUGCAACCACCACGCUGAAGACAACAAACCAAACGCACCACAUGUAGACCAGUGCCCAAUAGAUUCUGAACAAGUUGUUUUUGCCACUCCAAUCAAGAAUCUUUCAAACGCAUUCCGACCAAUCACUUCAGUUGCGGAAGAUUUUGCUAAUAACAUCAUGCCACCAAACGAAAUCAUGUCUGACCCGAAAAAAAAACUCUCCUUAUUGCUCGUUUCAUCACAUCAUCCAAGCAAACGAAAGAAACAAUUAGCCCAUAACUCCGUUCUACUGACAAGCCAACUCAACAACAAGCAGCAUACAACUGUUGAGAAUAACAAUUAUCAGAUUAAUACGAAUAACAAUAUUCGUGUAAACUCAGCGGGAGAACAAAGCGAACAACAUUCAAAUAUUGCAAGCAAUAAUAAUAAUCAGAACCAUUCCUCUUGCUUUGCACCAUCAAAUAAUAGCACAAUCAACAACACUUACAGCGGUAUCCAUUCUACAAUUCCAUCAAACAUGAACCAAUUCUUUAUUCAGCCUCCAUCCUCAUCAUCAAACACAGACCAAUCCAAUGAUGCCAACUCGAGUUUUAAAAAACAAAUCAUGCUGAAUCAUAUUCAUCAACGACAACAACUAGUCAAUCAACAACUUAUGGAAUUAUUGAAUCAACAAAAGAGAUCAUCCUCUUCUUCGUUGAACAGUAGCGGAGGUUUUACUGGUGCAUCACAAAAGUUUGAAAAUCAGAAUAAUCAACUGAAUGUUCUAAAUAUUAGCAAUAAUGCACCAUCACAGCAAGCUCAUUUCCAAUACAAUAUACAGCCAUCAAGCGGUCCAUUCAGCCAGACGACCAUUCUCUUCUUUAAUCACAACUUUGACUUGCGACCAACUGAUCUACUUCAAUUUUUAGUGAUUCAAGUGAAGGACGGACAAACAUUGAAGGCAUCAUGCUUGAACCCUGUAGUUUCAUAUGAUAAUGAUACCUUACUCAUGCUAAAUGAAAUUUCCAAUCGUGUUGCCUUGAAUUCACUAUCUAGUCUAGACGAAGAAUUGUCAAAGUUUGUUCAUUCAAGUCCUCUUCUCAUCUCCAUGCCUCCGCAAGAUGAACCAUGUAGCGUUUUGCUCGUAUUGAUGAAGAAUUUCGUUCCUGUCACAUCACCAAUCUUGUUUGAGUAUACUUUACCUUGA
Molecule: messenger RNA, 2340 nt
Organism: Naegleria lovaniensis
Lineage: Eukaryota; Heterolobosea; Eutetramitea; Acrasida; Naegleriidae
Exons: 1
Coding region: 1-2340 (779 amino acids)
Source: RefSeq, a predicted model, not a curated record